Molecule: messenger RNA, 2841 nt
Organism: Candida dubliniensis CD36
Lineage: Eukaryota; Fungi; Ascomycota; Pichiomycetes; Serinales; Debaryomycetaceae
Gene: WOR1
Product: transcription factor WOR1
Exons: 1
Coding region: 1-2841 (946 amino acids)
Molecular function (GO): DNA binding
Source: RefSeq, a predicted model, not a curated record
AUGUCUAAUUCCAGUUUAGUCCCCACAUAUAAUGGAUAUAUCCAUAACACAAGAGAUGCAUUAGCUGUGAUUCAACAAGUUAUUGAUAAACAAUUAGAACCAGUUUCUCGAAGACCUCAUGAACGUGAACGAAAUCUGCUUAUAGUAUCAGGAAAUGUAUUUGUAUUUAUUGAACAAAUGUCAGGAAUAAAAAGAUGGACUGAUGGAAUUUCAUGGUCACCUUCAAGAAUUCAAGGACGAUUUUUAGUUUAUGGUGAAUUGGAUAAAAAAAAUUUGAUUGAUAAAGAUAAGAAAAAGAAAAAGAAACGUAAGUUUGGUCCUAAUGAUGAAUACGAUAAUAGUGUUAAUGAUUCAGAUUAUGGCGGUGGUGUUGGUGUUGGUGGUGGUGGUGGAGGAGGAUAUAAUAACCACCUUCAUAACGACAAUACAAAUCAUCUCAAUAGAAAUGCUCGAUUAAGUUCAAUGUUACUUGGGUCUGGUACUGGUAGUAUCACUCAUAAUAUACUAGAUAAUAAAUCAUUAUCAACUACAACAUCAGCAACAACAGCAGCAACAACAACAACAGGAAUGAUUACUUCUUCAAAUCAUAACAAUAAUUCAAUGCUUUCUCACAAUGUUAUCCCUGCAUCAAGUUCAUUUUUAUGUGAUUAUAAAACCAGUCUAGGUAAUGGACCUAUGGUAUCAACUGCUAUACUGCAAAAUGGAUUAGUGAAAAAAACCAUCACUGUGACAACUACAACCAAAGAAUUAAAUAUGGAAGGUAAAAAUGAAACUCAAACAAUUCAUCUUGUAAGUUAUUAUAAUAAAGAAGAUGUUGAUUCAGGGAAAUUACAACGUCCUUCAGAAUCUGAUUUAAAACAUGUUCAAAUUUCUCCAACAUUAUGGACCCUGGUUCAAGAAAAUUCAUUAGGAGGUAAAGGUCCAAUUGAAGAUGAAGAAAGUUAUGGAAUCGAUAUUCAUAAUCAAUAUACAAAUGUUACUUAUGUUCCACAACAACAUCAACAACAACAACAACAACAACAUCAACAACAACUUCAACAACAACAACAUCAGCAACUUCAACAUCAACAUCAACAUCAACCACUUCUUCAUCAUUCUCCAUCGGUAAUAGGAAGUACAACCAGUAUUGUCAAUAAUAAUUCAUCAAUAUCCAAUGGAAGUUAUGGUAAUAGUUAUUCGAAAAAUAUGUCACGUUCAUACAAUAAAUAUUCCAAUUCCCAAGUUUCUCAAUUACUGUAUCUGUUACCACCUUCUCAAUCAGAUUCAUUGAUUACAACAAAUUCAAUUGGAACAACAUCUACAAAUGUGAAACGUGAAGAUGAUUCACAUAACAAUAAUAUUAAUUCAUCUAGUGGAAAUGAGAAUCAAUAUAUAAAUGCCCUUGGUCAUCUGCAUACUUUGUCAUAUGGUGGUCAAGGAUAUACAACUGAUACUACUACUACUGGUACUGGUACUGGUACUGGUACUGGUAUGGCAACACCAGCAUAUAAUAAUUAUUCACAAACAACUACAAAUACAAACAUCACUACACCUUUGCAACAACAAAAUCAAUAUGGUCAAUAUGUUCAAUAUGGGGUGGCUCCAAGUACCAUAAGUGGUACCAAUUCUAAUUCCAAUUCCAACUCCAAUUCCAACUCCAACUCCAACUCCAACUCCAAUAAUAAUUCCAAUAAUAAUAAUAAUACUAUUGGUGGUGGUGGUACUGUGGCGCAUAAUAUUCCUCAAGAUGUUUAUUCUGGUCAUUAUACAAGUUUUACUCAACCUCAUUAUCCCCAACAAAUUUAUCCUCAAUAUCAUAUGACUACAAAUAAUUCAAUUGAUCAAUAUAAUACAAAUUCAAUUAAUCAUCAUCAAUAUCACUCAACCAUUAACACUAACACUAACACUUCUACUACCAACAACAACAACAACAACAAUAAUAAUAAUAAUAGUUUUUCUCGUACAACAGGAGUAGGAUCUAAACGUAAAUCAAGUGUUAUUAGUAAUAGUAAUAGUAAUAGUACUAGUGGUGGUGGUAAUAAUAACAAUAACAAUAAUUAUAGUUAUAGUUCAAAUAGUUCUAUUUCAACUACUCGACCACUGAUAAUUAGUACUAAUACAACAACAACAACAAAUAGUACAACUACUGGAAAUUCUAGUUUUAGUGGAUCUAGUAAUAAUAUAACUACAAAUUCAUUAAUGAAUAAUCCUUGGUUUAAUAGUGCUACAAAUAUGGGAUUAAAUUCAAAUUAUAUUACAAGUUCAAAUAAUAAUAGUACUAGUGGUGGUAAUCAUGGUGGUGGUGGUGGAAUUGGAAUUGGAAAUAAUGAAUAUGAACCAAUGCCUUUAACUAAUAGUAAUACUACUACUACUGCUGGUGCUGGUGCUGCUAAUAUUCCUGGUUACUAUCAACAGCAACAACAACAACAUAUUCCUUCUCAUGUUGGUUCUAUUACUCAACAACAACAACAACAAGUAGUUAGUGGAGUGACAACAUCACAUAUUAUUCAUAAUCAUCCUUAUCUUCAUCAUCAAACAUAUGGACAAGGAUCUAAUAAUUCUAAUUCUGGUGAUAAUUCAAUUCUUAGUGGCAACAAUAAUAAUGGUGGUAGAUCAAGUAAUAAUAAUAAUAAUAUAAUUACUAGUUCUUCAGGUAUCACAAGUUCUUCUUCUUCUAAUAAUAAUAAUAAUACUAGUGGUGAUAGAACUUUAAUAUCUACUGGAACAACAACAGCAACAACAACAACAGCAUCAGCAACAACAUCAGCAACAACAGCAUCAACAGCAAUAACAACAACAACAGCACAAGAAGAAUCAGUAGGUGGUAAUUCUUCAGGUUCAUAUUAUACUAGUACUAAUUAA